Ramularia collo-cygni is the source of this 426-nucleotide messenger RNA. RefSeq lists its product as uncharacterized. NCBI's taxonomy places the organism in Eukaryota, Fungi, Ascomycota, Dothideomycetes, Mycosphaerellales, Mycosphaerellaceae. The record is from RefSeq and is a predicted model, not a curated record. Bases 1 to 426 code for a protein of 141 amino acids. The transcript is spliced from 3 exons.
AUGUCAAUUAGAAGCAAUUUCCAGGUGUUCGUUGCACUUCCCGACCCUAUUAUCUUGACUCGCGUUGAGUUGCAAGAGUACGACGACGGUGUGCAGCCACUCAAGCUAUUCGUCGGCACGAUUUCGAGAGAGGCCCCCGGUUACGGACGAGUCUGCGAGUACGGCCAAGUUAUGGCAGAUGUCUUCCUCGUGAAGUACAAAGGCAUGCCUAUCCAGUGGAUUGAAAGCACCUCYAACAAAGACUCCAUCCAGGACACGAUGCACUUUCAGAYAUAUCUCUCUGCCAACCUCGCCACCAUUUGCCUGUUGUACUACCACGCCGGUGCCCGCAACGCCUACGACAUCAUCACGCUCAGCGAACCACGCAUGGCGAAGAUGCUCUACAAGACGCUCGAGGAGAUGCGUAACGAGGCUCGGCCUGAGUAA